AUGAAGCGCAUCCCCAAAGAACACGUCCAUCAAUGGACAGAAAUCAAAGGUUUCAAUGAUCUACAGAAAAUAAUGUACUUCAGGAACAGAGUUCAGAACAAAACAGUUGCUGAACAGAUAAUUGAUCAUAUUGCGACAUCACGGAGCUUAUUUAUCAUGUGCCACAUACCCAUCUUCUGUUGGAUUGCCUCAAAGGUUCUUGAGUACUUGCUUUUAAAAAUGGAAAACAGUCCAGAGAAAACCACUAAGAUACCCACAACUCUCAUUGAAAUGUACACACACUUCUUUUGUAUUCAGAUAAGGAUCGCUGCWGAGAAAUACGACAAGGAGAAUGAGCUAGAUAUCACUGAAAUCUUCAGAUUGAAUGAAGAUUUCAUCUUCAARCUGGGCAGGAUGGCAUUUGAAAAACUGAACAAAGGAGAAAUCAUAUUCAGCAGUGAUGAUCUAAAAACUUAUGGCAUUGACACGAAGAAAGCUGGAGUCGACUGUGGAUUGUGUACCACAAUAUUCAAAGAAGAGAGUAUCUUUCACUCAAAGAAGCUUUACUGCUUUGUGCAUUUGACAAUUCAGGAGUACUUUGCUGCUCUCUUUGUGUACAGAAGCUUUGCAAGUAAAACAAUCGAUUCUCAAAGCCUCAAAGAUUUCCUUCUGAUAGGAUCUGAGGAAGAGCUGAAGGAAACCUUGGAUGUUCACCCAGUUGAUCUGCCUUUGGAUGAGCUAAUGGAAAUUGCUAUAGCUAACUCAACUUUGAGAAAGACAGGAGAACUGGACAUGUUUCUUAGGUUCCUCAUUGGCAUGUCCUUAGAGUCGACUCAAAAUCAGCUUCAAGGCCUCAUUCAGCAAACGGAGAACCACUCUGAAGUUGUAGAAGAGAUCAGGACAAGCAUAACAGAAAUUGAUCUUUUGGACUGCUCUCCAGACAGAUGUCUGAACCUUGUUCACUGUUUGGCUGAACUGAAAGAUGAUUCCCUGUAUGACAGUGUGAGGCAGUUUCUGAAUCCAAAUCAAUACCCAGAAACAGAGCUCACCCCUGUUCAGUGUUCAGCUUUGGCUGACUUAAUGCUAAUGUCAACUACACCUAUAGAGGAAUUUGACCURACGAAAUACACAACAAAAAUUAAAGGCAUUUUCAGGAUUAUCCCAGCUGUGAGGAACUGCAGAAAAGCCAGAAUAUCAGGUGCAGAUCUUAAUCCCUGGAUUUGUGAAACAAUCUCUUCGGCUCUGUGGAAUCCACGCUCUCCACUAACUGAACUACAUCUGGUGCAUAACACUUUUUAUGAAAAAGGUACUGAUGUACUGAUUGAUGGACUGAAAAACUCUCCAUGUAAAYUGGAGGCUCUCAGUCUUUCAGGACACGGACUCUCAACAUCAGUGGCAGAAGAKUUGACCUCAACUUUAAAAUCAGUAAUCGCCAACAUAAGAGAACUGGAGCUGAGUGAAAACGUGUUGAGAAACUCAUUACUGCCAGUGAUCUCUGAGGCUCUUCAGUGCCAAAAACUGGAGAAGCUCAGGCUGAACAGAAACCAUAAGAUUCAACAAAUCUGCAAUGAGAUAGUGAAGGCUUUCACCACCAACUCAACAAAUCUGAGAGAACUAGAACUGAAUUACACCAAUUUUGCCGACUCAGAACUUGAGAUCUUAUCAUCGGCAUUGAAGAGCACAAGCUGUUCUCUGGAGAUCCUGAGACUCAGUCACAACAAGUUGACUGCGAAAGGUUGCGAGACCCUGGCUUUGGCUCUCACUUCCAGACCUACACCUUUAAGAGAGCUGGACUUGAGCUACAAUGACCUGCRUGWUUCUGGAGUAGAGAAAYUCUGUAGUGCACUGACAAGUUCACAUUGUGGUUUAGAGACAUUAAGGCUGUCAUUCUGUAAAGUGACAGAAGAUGGAUGUUCCUCCCUGGCAAAGGCUCUGAUGUCUGACCACUGCAACCUCAGGGAGUUGGACCUAAGCUUUAAUCACCUGACAAAUMAAGGAGUCAAAACCCUGAUGGAAAAACAGAGAGAUUCACACUGCAGUCUAGAAAAUCUUAAUGUGGACCAUAAUGAAGAAUGCUGGGUUAACCAUAAACUAUUGCGAAGGUAUGCCUGUGAUCUGACGCUGGAUGAAAAAACUGCAGGUCAAAGAAUCACUUUGACCCAAGACAAUAAACAAGCACAUUUUCAUCAAGAGAAGCAACAUUAUCCUGAUCAUCCAGACAGAUUUGAUGCGCCACAGGUUCUUUGUAAAGAGGGUCUGACAGAACGCCAUUACUGGGAAGUUGAGUUUCACGAUUCAUCAGACGGUGAGGUGGGCGUGGCAUACAAAAGUAUUGCCCGCAGUGGAGACUCUGGUUCUGAGUAUUCUUUAGGACAGAAUGAGAAAUCUUGGUCCUGGUCCAUAGAUGGAACUUUUUCACACAGUGGUUCCACUGACUGGUUUUUGACUGAGAUUAAAAUACGGAGCCUUGGAGUGUAUUUGGAUUGGCCAGCAGGUAUUUUGUCCUUCUUUGAAGUUUCUCCAGAUGAAUUGACUCACCUGUACACGGUACGCACAACUUUUACUGAACCACUCUAUCCUGGUUUUGGUUUAACUUAUGGAUCAGUGUACAUAAAAGAAACAGAAAUGGAGUAAAGAAUGAACUAAAUAAGAUUGCUGUGAGGCAUAGACAAUGGAUUAAACAAGGCAGCACAAGAAAUCUUUUAUUCAGGUUCUACAACCGAUAGGUCACCUUGAACGACUGGUGUGCAUCCGCACUGUGCGGGAGUGAGCUGUGCGUACAGGAUCAUGAAUGUCAGAGCAUAGACACUCCUCCUGACUCUGACUGGUUGCUUUGGUUUGGGAGUUGUGUAUUUUUCUAAAUGCUAUUAGGGGCACAGGAAAGAGGCAGUGGGACUUGAUUUUUUUCACAGAUUAGCUCUCAUUUUCUACUUUCAGGAUAUAAUGAGAUUUUUAAACAAUAUGAAAAUAAUAUAUCUUAAAAUUUCCCAAUUCAUCAAUAGAUUUCUGCUGAUUCCAUCUGACUGCCAUCACCACAUUCAUUCACUGUUAUUCAGUUAGAACAAAAGGAGGAAAAAAGUGAGUCAAAUUUUCCUUUUUGUAAAAAGAGAGAGCCAGGACAUAAUGCCAGUGAAAUAUCUAAACAAUGCUUCAGUAGUCUAUUCAUUAACCUGUUUAACCUGUGCAUUCCAAAUGUUAAAACCUUUGACUUAAGAAAAACUUAUCUCACUUUAUUCUUUAAAACGGCAGCAUACAUUAGAGGCUGUACAUACAGCAGAGUUAGAUAAUUGCAACUCUUAACAAUUUGUUCUUCUCACCCGAUUUUGUAACACAUGUGAGAGGCAGUCUGUACUGCCAUCUAGUGGUCAGCAUGGACAAGCCAAAACAACAGAAUGAGCUAUUUCUGAUAGUACCGCACUGGUUUUUACCUGGCCGUACAUAAGAAAAAUAAUUUUCUUAUUAUUUUAGAUGCGUAAUCAAAACAUCUCAUCUCAGCACGGUGUGUGGAGACAGGGUUUGAGUGAGAUCUUUUCAUAAACUGGGCAUACAUUAGUGAUAUUCGAGAGGCUAAUCAUUACAAAUAACUUCUUCGCUAUGUCAUUAAUAUUUCCUCUACUGACCUUUUGUCUUCUAAGAAGUUAGAAUCGGUUUCAGCAGCAGUAAUACCACAUUUCCAUUGGUUGAAUUCAUGUACCUGGCAGCUUUAGAGUAAACUCCAACUUAAUGUAAUGUUUACUGGGCUUUCAGUAGUCCCAGUGCAAAGGGGAGUUUGCAGAGUUGGUCUUAAACUAACCCCUGCAACUUAAUUUUAAACAUUUGUUAAAUGUGCAAAAGGCAACAAAGUUUCACGCCAAAAUAGAUACAUUCAUGCACUUACUUAUGUUUCAGUAUUAAAAAUCUACAUGGAGAAGAUCAAAUGACUAAAAGAACAUUGCAGCAAACAUCAAAUCCCUGAUCAGCUGGGCGAGGAGAAGCAAAAAUAUGGGUUUUAUGAUGCUUUUUUUUCUUUUGCAGCAUAACUAUACUUCUUUAUUAAAGUCUUUUAUGAAUGCUUAAACCUGUGUGCCUGCCUUUUAAAGUUUCCUUCUACGCCCAAAAUUACAUUUAUAAAAUAAUAAACGAUAACUAAACAGUAACCAGGAAACAUGCUCUGGCUCMAUGUGAUUUAAUAUCCAUGCAGAUCAAGAUUCCUUGAUGAUGUUUUCUCUGUUUUUUUCUKUUUCUGCUCCCUGCCUUGUGACAAUCUAUAGUCUCAGAUCAGCUACAAUUUUAUAUUCUGCAUAUAAGGAYUAAAUUAGGCAGGCACCCACUUUCAGAUGGCCUUCUUGUCCUGAUACACCAUUGUCUUGUGAAGUACUGAGAUCUCUAGAAUUUACUGUGAUGUCUGAUUCAGACCAAAUGAAUGUUUAUAUCUGUAUGUUUGUCUAAUUUUUGUGUGAGGUUUCCACAUAARCUUUGUUUUCCUUUGCUCCAUACCUUYGGUGUACAGUUAAGUUUAUUUAAGGCUCCYCAUUAGCCUCUUUCAUGGUAGAGACUAUUAUUCCCGGGKUCCACAUCACAAACAUAUCUGAAACAUAGCACCYUARCUGWUUUCUGCAGUCAAGGUGAAACAAUGUUCUCAUCAAAGCCUUUUUUUUUUUWAAGAUUUUAUUUGAAAAAGUUAARUUAAAUAUUUUCCAACAUUUAUGUUCUAUGAUGGAGAUUAAAACAAUCACAACUGUUCAGSACUGUUGAUCAUUUUUCAGUUUAAARUCUGAAAGAAGAAACUGUUGUGUGUGACAUACUGUUCCKACUGGACACAUCUCAAAGGCUUUAGUUAUAAAAAACCUAUCGACUACCACACAUUUCCUCUAAGUCAGGGAUCAACUACUAUGAAAUUGUCAUAAAUUAUGUCUGUGAUUAUUGUCCCAAUUUUCCUCUCAUUGUACAAAAUUGGGAUUUAUGCUGUUAAUUUAUAUUAUUUAUGUGUGUAUUCUCUUUUUAUGUUGCUUGAUUUCUGACUCCAUGCUGCAGAAAACCAACAGCCAUUCCUGGCUCUGAAAAUAUUAGAUUAUUCAAAUACAAUGAAAACACUCAUUCAUUCCAGGACAAGAACAGGACAAAUUUACAUGUAAGAAGAUGAUGUAACCAUGUUGGGCCAAAUGUUCUAUCUGCAGGAUUAGCUCCCUUACAAUCAAACAGCAGAAACUUAAUGUAAUAUGGAGAGGCAAUAUUUAUAAACAUUUUCAGAAAAAAGAUCUAUAUUUCUGUUUGUUUUUUUCAUUUUAUGAAUGUUGCACAGUUAACUGUGUUUUCUAUUCAGAAGUCUAUUGGUGGGUGCAAACAACUUCCUUUUAUUAGUGCCUUCACUUUAUUAGUUUACAUGAUCAGAUGUUCAUAUGAUCCUUUUUUGGGUUUCUAAAUACAGGCUACAAGAACCAUAGUGUUGUGAAGUUGUGAACUCGUCUUAUAAAAUUCAGCCUUGUUUUGCCUACAUAUGCAUUCGUACCAAGGAAAUUUUGUAUAUAAAGUGGACUGCUGCUCUGAUGACAAGCAGACAAUUUAACAUUUGAUCUACCUUUAUGUUAUCCUAUCAAGUGUUUGUAGCUUCUGCAAAUUCAACAGGAUGGUUAACAAUCUAUUUGGACUGGUUUUAGGUGAGCAAACGAAGUAGUAGGGAUUCUCUUUAAACUCUUAUGAUUGUGUUUUAUAUGUUUCUUAUAGCAAGUAAAGUUUAAAUUCAAUGCAUUAACAGUAGUUGGAGUGUGAGACAGUUCAAAAAACAUAAGACUGACUUACUAAUUGACAAAGAAAUAUGUUUUU
Molecule: messenger RNA, 5781 nt
Organism: Poecilia reticulata (guppy)
Lineage: Eukaryota; Metazoa; Chordata; Actinopteri; Cyprinodontiformes; Poeciliidae
Source: RefSeq, a predicted model, not a curated record